This is a messenger RNA of Mucor mucedo, 2383 nucleotides long. Its product is annotated as OPT family small oligopeptide transporter. Gene Ontology annotation, biological process: transmembrane transport. Bases 168 to 2273 code for a protein of 701 amino acids. Gene Ontology annotation, molecular function: oligopeptide transmembrane transporter activity. The transcript has 4 exons. Lineage: Eukaryota; Fungi; Mucoromycota; Mucoromycetes; Mucorales; Mucoraceae. The record is from RefSeq and is a predicted model, not a curated record.
AAAAUGGCAGGAGACAAAGAUACUGAAGGAGGAGAAUAUGUCUACUCCGAAAAAAUUCUGAAAAGGAUGUUCAAGAUACCAUAUCCCAAUUGACAGACUCCAAGGAUCGCAAACUUGAUCCUGAGCAUCAGCUUAACACAUUUGGUGAAGACCAAGAAGACUUUGAUAUGGCUGUCAUCAAUGAAAUUGCAUUAACAGAAGACGAUGUUAAUAUGAAAGUUCUUACAUUGAGAGCAAUGCUUAUUGGUUGUUGUCUUGCUGCUCUUAGUGCUUCGGUUCAACAACUCAUGUUCUUCAAGCCAGGUGGUAUAGGGUUGUCCAGUACAUUUAUGUUAAUUGUUGGUUAUGUCUUGUGCACUCUUUGGGCUAAAUACUUACCUCAAGGUGGCUGGUUAAAUCCUGGUCCUUUCACUAUUAAGGAGCACACUUGUAUCUAUAUCUUGGUCGCUUCGGCUAAUACUUCUGCUUAUGGUACCUACAUUCUUUCUGCACAAGCCCUUUUUUACGAAAACUCCCCUUCUGUUGCUGGUGGUAUAUUUCUGUUGCUUGCCACACAAAUUGUUGGUUAUGGUAUUGCCGGUCAACUCAGACCUUAUCUUGUGUAUCCAGCAAACAUGACAUGGCCUCUUUCUUUACCCACUGUUUCAUUGAUUAAGACUUUAAACACGGACGCUGACGAGGCUAAGUGGCGCACAAGAUUCUUCUUCAUUGUAUUUGGUUCUAUCUUUGUAUACGAAAUAAUUCCUCAGUACAUCUUCCCUAUGUUGGGUGGUAUUUCUAUUAUUUGUCUCGCAAAGAAUAACAAUGUCUGGGUUCAACGCGUCUUUGGUGGAUUGACUCCUAACGAAGGUAUGGGAGUUCUAUCAUUAAGUUUUGAUUGGUCUUUUAUCUCUGAAAUGAAUCCUCUUGUCGUCCCCUUCUGGGUUCAAUUGAAUGUAAUUGGUGGUUUAUUUUUAUUCUGGAUUAUAACACCACUUGCGUAUCAUUAUAAUGUCUGGAAUGCUCAAAGUUUCCCUUUCCUCUCUAACAGUAUCUUCCAGCGUUUCGACAACGGUACUUCUAUCAUAUAUCCUCAAACGGCCGUAUUAAAUCCCGACAAUAGUUUAAAUCAAACUCUUUUCGAAGCAGUUGGCAACCCUAGCUUCAGUAUUUCUAACGGUUUGUCGUAUAUUUAUAUCAAUCUUGGUGUGACAGCCACUAUAACACAUGUUGCGCUUUACCACGGCAAAGAUAUUUGGACAAUAUUUCGUAAUCUCAGAAAAAAAGUUCUUGGUGGUGGUGAAGUUGAUAUUCACAUGAAGUUGAUGCAAGCCUAUCCCGAGGUUCCUAAUUGGUGGUUCUAUUUGGUCUAUUUCGUUGGUAUCGGGCUCAAUAUUGGUAUUGGAUAUGCCAAUGGCUCUCAACUACCAUGGUGGGGUUUUAUCUUGGCCAUCGUAAUCUCUACUGUUCUUUCACUUCCCUUAAACAUGAUUCAGGCUAUUACUGGUAACAGUUUCGGUUUAAAUGUAUUCGCUGAAAUGGUCUGCGGUUUUAUUUUACCUGGUUACCCUAUUGCUAAUAUGUACUUCAAAACUCUUGGUUUUAAUACCAUGAAUCAAGCUGGCUUAAUGGUUCAGGAUAUGAAGAUUAGUCAUUACCUCAAGGUCCCUCCCAAGAUGACUUUCCUUCACCAAAUAGUUGGCACUGUGAUUGGCUGUCUUUUCAAUUAUAUUGUUAAUGAAUCUGUUGUUAAAAACGAACGUGAAAUUCUUCUUAGCCCAGUUGGUAACCGGUUCUGGAAUGGAAACAAGCCUCAUUCUAUUAACUCUGCUGCUAUUACUUGGGGUGCUAUUGGUCCUAUGGCCAUGUUUGGUCCUGGUACACAAUACUAUAUUUUCCUUUGGGCCUUUAUUAUCGGAUUAUUCUUGCCCGUUCCCUUCUGGUUAUUGCAUAAGAAGUUUCCUAAGGCCGGUUUCCACUAUGUAAACACUCCCAUGGUAUUAAUUGGUCUUGCAGGAUUUAUGCCUGGUGGUAGUAGUAGUUUUAUUACUGUUAGUAUCAUCACUAUAUUCGUUUCUCAAUACUACGUGAAGCGUCGUCACAGCAAAUGGUAUGCCAAGCACAAUUAUUUGAUGUCUGCUGCUUUGGAUUCGGGAACAUCCUUGAUGGCCUUCUUUGUCUCUUUAGUUUUCUAUGGUGCUGCCAGUGGUAAAGUUUAUAAUUUCCCCAACUGGUGGGGUAAUGACAAUGAGUCUAUCUACAUGGAUCAGUGCUGCAAAAACUGUGAUUUGUAAAUCAUGAAAACCCACUACACUUACUUAUAUAAUUUUACGUAUUUAUUUAAUAUCUUUAUAAUUUAAUCGUCUUUCUCUAUCUCUAUUAAUAAAUGGCUUCAAAUCUCACU